Molecule: messenger RNA, 2910 nt
Organism: Protopolystoma xenopodis
Lineage: Eukaryota; Metazoa; Platyhelminthes; Monogenea; Polystomatidea; Polystomatidae
Source: the annotation of a GenBank genome assembly
UUCGAAUCUCUGCAUCUUCCCGAAUUCUCUCAUUCUAAGAACCGGCUCAUCGGAGAUCAUCCUCGUCAUUUUCGUUACUGUCUACCUUCGAAAACUGGCCGUUUAACUUCUGGAGCGGCCAGAUCCAUUGAUGGGCUCCUGAGCACAUCAGGAAAUCUUCAUUAUUGUCAUCCUCAGCAGCAGCGAUUAGGGGAUGCUCGACUUUAUGGCCUUUCUGAGCGCCUAUCGGUGCAGACUACAGUGCCUACAUUUAUAAGUACAUCUUCAGCCGGAGCUGCAGUCGAUGCUAAUUUACUAGCUUUCUCGCAGCCUCCCUUAGGCCAAGUUUCGGCUAAUCCUAUUGCCAAUAUACCUGGUAACUAUCCGCUGACAGAUCCAAACUUAUCUGGGCAUCAUCAGCACCAGCGCCAACUAGUGGGUCCUGGGCAUGCUCUUCUACACCCUCCUUACCCAUCACCUCCUCCAGCCGGAUUACCCGCCACUUCAGCAAAAGUGGCUGCAGGCGUUAUCACACCUUGCUCCUCUUCUCUGGUUAGCCCAACCAGCCCUUCUACUGUCGGAAUAGGUACAGUAACGGGCUCUAUUUCUUCUUUUUCUUCUGCCACCACCAAGGGCAUUAUGACAAUCACGACCUCAUCCCCCGUUGUCUCUACUACUUCUGCCUCAACUUCGUCAUCCACCACAAUUGUGCCCAGCAGGCACUCAUUGUGUGCAUGCACUUCUGUAUCUGGAUUAUGUCCUCUCACUAUGACCAGUGCAAUAUGCUCGACCGGCCUACAGAUUCCUAUCUGUCCAGCCAAUGCCAACGUCACAAAACCUACAAUUCAUCUGCGCUCUCCAGCAAUUGCUUCGCAGACUGGCCCUGCAAUUACUCAUUCUCAGUCGCAAUGCUUUUUAAUUCAUCAAACCAGCCAUCUCCAACAGCAUCAGCAGAGACCAUGGUAUUAUUUCCCCCAUCAUCUAUCUUCUGGCACCAAGCCUCCUACUCUCACAACCAAACUGACGUCGAAAACAUCUGUCUCGACAUGUAAAGACCUCCAGCAAGCUGACAUAGAUCUCGGCCCCAGCCUUUCCCGUUCAUCUGCUCUUUCCCCGACACCUGAUCCUUUUAUUCCGGCCUUUUCGCAGAUGUCCUCAAUUCUUCCUUUAACAUCCACUAUCUCUGAGGUAUCACCAACUCAUGAGGCUGGCUGCGUUUCGACUACUAAAUCAACUCUCACUUCUCAAACAUCCGUAAGCAGUCUCUCUUUUCCUGGUGAUGGCCAUUCUUCUGUAGCAUACUUAUCAUCACAGGAGAAAAAUAUUCCCACUAACUUUCAGAGCUGCCAGCAUCUUGCUGAGACAUGCCAACAUUUGAGUAUUCACGACUCUGGCAAGCGUCAAAAGGGGCAUCGGCAUAUUCGUCAUUCUCGCCAUCACCGACAUUAUUACCAUCGCGUUUACCGUAAACACAAAGAAGAGCAACUUCUGAACGAAAAGUUCCCUUAUACUCAAUGCUCUUUUUCUCAAAAUCUUGAUUCUGGAAAUGAUCCAUUGAAAUCCUAUUCAGAUCUGGCAUUUGCUAAGUCACAGGUUUCGCUCUCAAAAAAACAAUUUCCAAGUGCGACGGAAAAUACUUCAUCUCCCGUCAACCCAUCACAGCUAGGUCAGUCAACAAAACAGCCUGCAAGCCAGUCGUCUCCACUUUGCCUCACAACGACUUCGACCACCUCAGCUGUUAUCGACAGAAUCUCUUCAUAUCCACACCAAACCACUCAGUCAAAUUCAUGGACUAGCCAUUUUGCAUCUAGCGGCCGUCACGAUGAUUAUCGGCAUCAGAAUAGGUAUCAUUCCUACCGCCAGUGGUAUCUUCAGAACAAGGAUUUCCCUCCAACUUCAUACUAUAAUUCAAGGAAAAGAGAGCAUCGACGAUUUGGUGAGCUGUUUUCGGGACGCCAAGAGCCAGUCUGUCUAGAAGUUUUAGAUCCAGAACCGGACACGGGUGUGUUCGUCGCCGAUGAUGACUAUUUGCAUUUAUCAUCGAGUGCUGCUUCUUUGCCAUUCUAUUCCUGUUGCCCUGAGACAGCAGAUUCCGGAGUUAUCGCUAACACAACUCCUGUAGCUGCAAACUGUUGUACUCUUGUACACAAAAAGCUCUCUAUACCCGAAGAGACCAAGUCAAAACAAGGCACUUCUUUACCAUCAUGCCCCUCUGUUCCUUUUCCCUCAGUUAUUAGUGGUGAUCUUACAACUUGCUAUAACCUGAUAACCACUAAUGCUGAUACUAUUGCAACGACUACACUCACAAGCUCUGUUGAUUCUUCUCCUGACUCAUCUUCACGUCUAUCCUCAGCUGCUUCUUUCCUUUCCUUGGUCUCCUCAUCUGUCCUAUCAUCUACAUCACCUAACUUUAUUAUCUCGCCUCAAACCGGCCCUCUAAUUGGCUGCUCAAAAAUGCUUAAACAAAGCGAUCACCUGGUGGAGACCGUGCCGGCUAUGUGUCAGAUAGAGGAGGAAGAGGAAGACAAGGCGGAAGGGCUAGAGAAUGGCAGACUCUUUGAUUCAGAUGGUGUUCGGAGCAGACGAAGAAAAAAACGACCUAGCCAGACGUCGCGGAAUAAAAAAUCGGAGAAAAAUAAAGUUACUCGAGAUAAAUUAAUCAACGACUUAGUAAGAGCGACCUACCCACUUUCCUCUCCUGAGGGCCACACUUCUCGUGCCUCGAAGCUCGGGUGCGAAUCAAUAAAAGCCAACCAGAAUGAGGCAAAAGCUUCUCAGACACGGCUUGAUGGAACAAAAAUGUUGGAUUAUCGAAAAGGGCUAUCGUCCUCAAUUGCCUACUCCCGAUUGAGAAGGCGACCAGUUAAGACAUUAUUCGGGACCGUUACUUAUCGGCCUGGUAAGUGCGCACGUGCGCCCAUAUGCGCAUAA